This is a messenger RNA of Prunus armeniaca (apricot), 1200 nucleotides long. The record is from the annotation of a GenBank genome assembly. Lineage: Eukaryota; Viridiplantae; Streptophyta; Magnoliopsida; Rosales; Rosaceae.
AUGGCUUCCCUCCCAUCUCUCCCAAAACCCAUCUCGCAAAACCCACACUUUCCCACAAAACCAGCUGCCCAUUCACAUAGCUUGAACGUAAUUCCACGAAAUCAUUCAUUUACGGGACAUGGGUUGCUUAAUUUUCAACAUGGGUCGUUCAGAGCCAGAGAGAUGAGGGUCAUCAGAAGCUCGAACCAAACCGAAGCUAUGCCUGAUUAUAGCAUUCAAGUCUCUGAUGUUCCACUGCUGACUUGCUCAGAGGCAAUUGAAAGGCUAAAAACAUACCGGGAAAACCAACACGGUAAGCAGCAAUAUCUCGCCAUGUACUCCAGCAUUUUUGGAGGAAUAACAACUGAUCCAGCUGCUAUGGUGAUCCCCAUUGAUGACCACAUGGUCCACAGAGGGCAUGGUGUUUUUGACACUGCUGCUAUAAAAGAUGGGUAUCUGUACGAGUUGGACCAGCACCUUGACCGUAUUUUAAGGUCAGCAUCCAUGGCCAAAAUUGACAUACCAUUUGAUCGAGAACGCAUAAGGAGAAUACUCAUACAAACUGUGAGUGCUUCCAAGUGCAAAACAGGAUCGCUAAGGUACUGGCUCUCGGCAGGGCCUGGUGAUUUUCAGUUAUCUCCAUCUGGCUGCCAUCAGCCAGCUCUUUAUGCUAUUGUAAUCCAAGAUCUAUCACCCUUCAAUUCGAAGGGCGUUAAAGUAGUUACUUCAUCGAUCCCAAUAAAACCUCCCCAAUUUGCAACCAUGAAGAGUGUGAAUUAUCUUCCAAAUGUGCUUUCAAAGAUGGAGGCUGAAGAAGAAGGUGCAUUUGCAGCAAUUUGGCUGGACCGUGAUGGAUUCAUUGCUGAAGGGCCUAACAUGAAUGUGGCUUUUGUUACAAAAGAGAAGGAACUUGUGAUGCCUCAGUUUGACAAAAUCCUAAGUGGAUGCACAGCUAGGAGAGUUUUGGUUCUUGCAGAAGGGCUGGUGAGGGAGGGUAAGCUUCGGGGAGUAAGGAUAGAAAAUGUGACUGUUGAGGAAGGGAAGAAGGCAGAUGAGAUGAUGCUUAUCGGCAGUGGAAUUCUCGUUCGCCCUGUAGUGCAGUGGGAUGAGCAGGUCAUUGGUGAUGGCAAAGAAGGCUCCUUGACUCAGAUUCUAUUGAAUCUUAUUAUCGAGGACAUGAAAUCUGGCCCUCCUACUGUCCGAGCGCCUAUUCCUUACUAA